AUGUAUCUCAUUGACGUCGAGACGCUGCAGACUGAAGAGUUCUUUGGCAAAAUCCCUCAGUAUGCCAUACUCUCUCAUACAUGGCACGGCACGGAUGAAGUCACCUUCAGGGAAUGGGAACAGCGGGACUCAGCUGCGAUCCAGUCAAAGUCGGGUUACACCAAAAUCCUCAACGCCUGCCAUCAGACACAGAAAGAGGGUCUGAGGUACCUGUGGGUUGACACGAAUUGCAUCAACAAGGAGAGUUCCGCAGAGCUCUCUGAGGCAAUCAACUCCAUGUUCGCCUGGUAUCGAGACGCCCAAGUUUGCUUUGCGUUUCUACACGAUGUUCAAUUCGGCCCACCAUUUUACUACACCUCCUCUGACCUAUCAGAUGAGAGAACAGGAUUAGAGAUUGAUGACGAAACGGGCUUCAUUUACAGUCGCUGGUUCACCCGUGGUUGGACUCUCCAAGAGCUCCUUGGCCCGACUCGACUUAUAUUCUUCGACUGCAACUGGAAGUCACUAGGCACCCGCAGUUGGUUGUCCCGACGUAUCUCAACUGCGACAAACAUAGACGAAUUCUAUCUUGCAGACGCCUUUGUCGGAGAUCCUUCCUCCAGAUCGGUGGUGAUAGAAAAGCCCAGUAUAUCGGAAAAGAUGUCAUGGCUAUCCACAAGAAAAACAACGAGAGUCGAGGACUUGGCCUACUGCAUGUUGGGUAUUUUCGACUUGAACAUGCCUCUUUUAUACGGCGAGGGCAUGAAAGCUUUUGCUCGGUUACAAGAAGAGAUCAUCAAAGGUUCUAAUGACCAGACAAUAUUUUGUUGGCCUUGGGAUAAAAACAUUGUUCCGUUAAACUGGGGCAGCUUGCUUGCGCCUGAGCCAUCACUCUUUAUGGACGGGCGUCUUUAUGGAUCAACAUCGACCGUUCAUUGGUCGCCAUGGUCAAAGACAACAUCGUACGUUAUGACGAACGCCGGUUUACGCAUCAGAUUUCCUACGCUGAGGCUGGGUGGCGGAAUAGAGCUGGCCAUUCUCACUGCUCACCACAAUAAACACUUCCUACAGAGUCGAGUUUGUAUCACUUUGAAGACAAUCCUUCCGCAUGGAGAGGCAACCAAAAGCGUCGUGGAUGAUUCCGCCACAAUAGCGCAGAGAUUUCCGAUACCACCGGACCUAGUCGUCCUCAACGAACUAGACGCAUUGUCUAUUUCGGCCUCCGCGCUCAAGGAAAUUUGCAUUCGCCCGUUACCCAAUCUCAAUGUAGACUUAGACGCGGCUCUGCGAGGCUGGGAGCUGGGGAUAUCUCGGUCGAGGGUGAGCGCGUCGGCAAUUUUACUCAUCUUUGACGAUGCUGUUGGUUGUGACUUGUUUGGAGCUUUCCCGAUUGGAGGCACAUCGCAGCUACGGCUCGAGCCACUCUCCAGGAACUUGUUUCCUGUGGCACCCUCUGAUACAUCGUCUACCAGUGCCACAGAGUUUUACUUCAUCCAAGCUAGCGGAGCACAUCUAGCCAGCCUGGUUGUGGGAAUUCACAGACGAAGCGAAAAUACAUAUUUCCCUGGCAUUCUGGACGUGCCUGACUGGUUUUGUUAUUUCAAGGAGCAUGAGAGACAUUUUCCCUCAAUGUAUGACCGAUCCACAUCAGCCGUGACCCCUGAUGGACGUAUAUCAGUACGACUGGAUUGGAGCGUGUUCAAAACUGACGGCUUUGUCAUUAAACCGGUCUAUGUCUUGCCAGGAAAGAUGCCUUUCAGAUAUUGA
Colletotrichum aenigma is the source of this 1746-nucleotide messenger RNA. RefSeq names its product Vegetative incompatibility protein HET-E-1. The transcript has a single exon. The record is from RefSeq and is a predicted model, not a curated record. Bases 1 to 1746 code for a protein of 581 amino acids. NCBI's taxonomy places the organism in Eukaryota, Fungi, Ascomycota, Sordariomycetes, Glomerellales, Glomerellaceae.